ACACACACACACACACACACACACCCCCACCCAGACAGACCCAGACCCAGCAGUGUGCAGCGCCGCUGUCAGUUGGAAGGUGUUCUAUUCGAAGCUAACUGCCAGGCUCUCAUGUCACAGAAAAUGAGCAAACUCCCCCUCUCUCGGUCUGAGGUGUUCGGGGAGCUGAGGAAGGAGCUGCAUGAAGAUGAAAAGUUCCAUCAGUCCGAUCACAUCUUCAUCAUCAUGGGAGCAUCGGGGGAUCUUGCUAAGAAGAAAAUCUACCCAACUCUAUGGUGGUUGUACAGAGACGGCCUCCUCCCUGAGCAGACGUAUUUUGUGGGCUUUGCUCGCUCUGACCUGACAGUUGAUGCCAUUCGGACUUCUUGCAUGCCAUACCUGAAGGUGACGGAUAAAGACGCAGAGCGGUUGGCGGCCUUCUUUAAGAGGAACACGUACAUCAGUGGGAAAUAUGCAGACGAGAGUUCCUUCACCAAACUCGACACGCACAUCUUGUCUCUUCCUCAAGGAUCCGAGGCAAACCGUCUGUUCUACCUGGCGCUGCCGCCCACCGUCUACCACGACGUCACCAAGAACAUCAAGCACUGCUGUAUGAGCAAAAAAGGCUGGAACAGGGUGAUUGUAGAGAAGCCGUUUGGACACGACCUCCAGAGCUCUGAAGAGCUGUCCACUCACCUCUCCUCGCUCUUCACUGAGGAUCAAAUCUACCGUAUUGACCACUAUCUGGGCAAGGAAAUGGUGCAGAACCUCAUGGUGCUCAGGUUUGGGAACCGAAUCUUCGGGCCGAUCUGGAACAGGGACAGCGUGGCCUGUGUUGUUCUCACCUUUAAAGAACCGUUUGGGACUCAGGGACGAGGAGGCUACUUUGAUGAUUUUGGCAUCAUCCGCGAUGUCAUGCAGAACCACUUGCUCCAGAUGCUCUGCCUGGUUGCCAUGGAGAAACCAGCUUCCACCAGCUCUGAUGAUGUCAGGGAUGAAAAGGUGAAGGUGCUGAAGUGCAUCACUCCAGUGACCAUAUCUGAUGUGGUGCUGGGUCAGUAUGUGGGGGAUCCAGAGGGGGAGGGAGACGCCAAACUGGGUUAUCUUGAUGAUCCCACAGUUCCUAAAGGAUCAACUCAGGCCACCUUCACCACGGCUGUACUUUAUGUGCACAAUGAACGCUGGGACGGUGUCCCUUUCAUCCUCCGCUGUGGAAAAGCUCUGAAUGAGAGGAAAGCUGAGGUGCGGCUGCAGUUCACAGAUGUCCCAGGGGACAUUUUUGGAGAUCAGUGUCGUAGGAAUGAGCUGGUGGUGCGCGUGCAGCCCAACGAGGCCGUCUACGCCAAGAUGAUGAGCAAGAAACCUGGCGUCUACUUUAGCCCAGAGGAGACUGAGCUGGACCUCACCUACAAGAGCAGAUACAAGGAUGUGAAGCUUCCAGACGCUUACGAACGUCUCAUCCUGGACGUCUUCUGUGGGAGUCAGAUGCACUUUGUACGCAGUGAUGAACUAAGGGAAGCAUGGAGGAUCUUCACACCUCUUCUCCAUCACAUAGACGGAGAGAAGCCCAAACCCAUUUCUUACAAAUAUGGAAGCCGGGGCCCAGCAGAAGCAGACGAACUUGCAAAGAAAGUUGGAUUUCGCUAUGAAGGCACUUACAAAUGGGUCAACCCUCACAGACUGUGAGCUGUGAUGAGAUAAGGGAGGAGUAGAGGUAGGAUUGUAGGAGGGGUGCAGGAGGGGUAAGUGAGCCGUGUCAUGUUACAAUGCUGGAGCGUCUUUUUGAGGAAGGAGUCGUUUCCACUAUGUGGAUCCAUCGCAGUAGCAGAAACAAGUUAUUAUUUCUCAGGUAUGGCAAUUGUUCCUUGGAACCAGUUCAUCAGACAUUUAGAAGAUAAUGAUACAUUUAUGCUGUCAUCAUGGGCUUACACUGCAGUUUCUGUGGUAUUUUUUUUUUUUUUUUUUUUUAAGUUUUCUUCAUACAUUCAUAGCAACUUUUCCAUGUUUUAUUUGAGAGGUCGGACCAAGUCAUUUGGAAGAGGGAACAAAAAAAUUGGUGAUCAAAAAAAAUGUUGAGAACAAAAUAACAUGUCUGAUGAGCUAGCUCCAUGUCCGGCUGUCAGGAUGGUAAAUGGAAUGACUGAAUAACAAUAGCAGAGCAACAACAAAACACUCAGCUGAGUCAUGCUCGGGCAGCGUAAGCAGAGGACCAAAGAUGGUAACUGAACACCGCAGACACGAGGAACAACAGGAAUGAUUGUUCACCAGCUGUCACUCUUAAUAACCGUUGUGAUUGUAAAACCAUUAUGAUUUGACUGCAGUUAUUAAUCACACUUAGUGGAAUUUCUUUUUUUACAACUUGCGUAUUCUUUCUGCCUCCUCUUUAAGCUAGAUAGACUCUGUGGUUUAUAAAAGGACAAUGCAGGCGUUUUGUCUUCAAAGCAUUCAUACUGGAAUAGUCUUAAGUGUCCUUAUGGACAAACAAAACAAGCUCUGCGUCUUGUUUAGUAGCCUUCUUCUGAGCUUCAUUCCCUUUUUGUUUACAUGUUUUUUAGGUUUAUUUAAGCUGCUGAUGUUCAUUCUGUAUUUGAAAAUAUUCAGACAGCAGCGGUGUCUAGCACAAGUCAACGUCUUUGUAAUGAAGUACUGAAUACUGCUGUUAACUGCACAUUACAUGUAAAGCUAGCUACAUUUCCACUACUUGUAAUAAAUAAACUAGCUUUGCCUCUCUGUUACCGUG
Anoplopoma fimbria (sablefish) is the source of this 2719-nucleotide messenger RNA. RefSeq names its product glucose-6-phosphate dehydrogenase (gene g6pd). Lineage: Eukaryota; Metazoa; Chordata; Actinopteri; Perciformes; Anoplopomatidae. The transcript is spliced from 13 exons. Bases 112 to 1665 code for a protein of 517 amino acids. Gene Ontology annotation, biological process: pentose-phosphate shunt, oxidative branch; glucose metabolic process. Gene Ontology annotation, molecular function: NADP binding; glucose-6-phosphate dehydrogenase activity. The record is from RefSeq and is a predicted model, not a curated record. Gene Ontology annotation, cellular component: cytosol.